AUGGAAGUGGUCUGCAAGAACGUCCCCCCGGACCUGGACCGCAAUACCCUCCGCAAGGAGCUCACGCCCUUCGUGGAAGCGCUCAAAAUUGAGGUCUGGGAAUGCGAAAAGCUCAAAAACAGAAAGAUUGCGUUUAUACAAUUCUUGAACCCCUCGGACGGUCAGCGAUUCUUGGCCAAGCACGGCCAGAAGACUGCCGUCAGAAACAAGACUGCCGCCUCUCCUACCCAGCCGGAGAAACAGCCAUCGAAGUCUCGAAACAUUCCACGCUUGCGCAUCACCAACACCGCCAUAUUUGUGGAAAAAAGCAACCGUCCCCUCAACUUGGGCCAUAUGCAGCAUGAGCAGCACCAGCAGCGCCAGCAAGCACGGGGUCCUGCGCGAGAUCAGUCUGCCUCGCAAGCGCUGGAAUUCGAUAUACAUCGUCUCGAAGCCGGUCACAAUGCAUUUCGAAAGACAGCUCUCACUUUCUUCCGAGCAACAUCGGCUCCCGAGGCUCAUAUAAUGCACGUGCGGAUGACGCCCCGUGUACUGACCAUUACGAAGCCUGGCGAGUAUCGUUUCGAGAUUUUCACCAAUACUGUACAGUCGUUCGUGUACAGUGAUGUCGACAAUUCAUGCACACUCGUGCUCGCCGAGCCGCCUAGAUGCUUCGCAGCCGUGGGCGAGCUGAACAGCAGAGGGCCAGAGUACGAGCGCAGCGACUGUUGCCUUAGUUGGCGCGACCACGGGCGGUAUGUCGCUGAUUGCUUGGUGUACAAAUUUACAAUUCUUCGACGCGAUGGAAACGAGCGAGCCAUCUCCGACUUGGCGGAUUCCAUCAGGGACCACCAAUAUGCCCCGUUUGUUCGGUAUCGAAUCGCCCAGGAAAAUCAUCCAGAACCCUUCGUCCAAGACUUUGAGAGCAGCAUGACAAGUUUCAGAGGCAGACUUGACAACUACAACUUGAGAAAGGGCGCACUCCCCUUUCCUGUACUCUUUCAAGUCCAGGCACUUGUCUCCAACAACUACCUUCACCCUUCCGCUGGCUCUCGCCUUCUGGCGGAGAUGGACAAGAUAGCUAGCGAGGCGAGAGCAGACGGUGCACCAUUCCCACUGACAGUGGACGCCAUCAAAAAGCUACACCAGGACAUUCCCUGGGUCACGCCCGAAACCGACCCCAAUGAGCUUCAUGUACCAGCCUUGGCAAAACUCGUCGUUCAAUAUGCGUCGAGCGCCCGACGAGAGAACCCUGCAGAGAGGCACCCCGUGUACGGUACGCCUAUUCCAGGCCAUCAGGCCUGGAUCAUGAAGGCCAUGAUUACUCCGACGCGUAUCAUCUUCCAUGGACCCGAGGCCGAGAGCCAGAAUAGGAUAUUGCGAAUGUUCCCGAAUCACACAGAUUACUUCAUUCGAUGCCUUUUUGUGGACGAAGAUGGGCAGGACAUGAUGUUCAACCCCAAGGUCUCUAAUGAGCCCAUAUACCGAAGGUGGCGGAAGAUACUAAAGGACGGUUUCAGAGUGGGAGGGCGCCAUUACUCCUUCUUUGCCUUCUCGCACUCCUCUCUGCGAUCACAUUCUGUUUGGUUCAUGGCUCCAUUCACGGAUGACGAGUACAUGCCACAGGACUACGACUCCAUCAUCCGCCUCCUUGGCACAUUUGACGACAUUCGCGUCCCCGCCAAGUGCGCCGCUCGUAUUGGCCAGGCCUUCAGCGAGACGCCGUAUGCGGUACCGAUCUUCAAAGAGAAUAUCCUCACUCGGUACAUUCCCGACAUCAAGUCACGAGAUGGUGUUCGUGUCUUCAGCGACGGGGUCGGCACCAUUUCAAAGGGGGCGAUGGAGAUCUUUUGGAAAUACCUGCCCGAGAGCGCAGCCGCUGUGACGUGUUUUCAAAUUCGAUACGGUGGCGCAAAGGGUAUGUUAUCUCUCGAUACCCGACUGCCUGGCAAGAUGAUCUGCAUUCGCAACGAGUCGAUGCAAAAGUUCCAGAGCAACGACUUGAAAGAAGUCGGCAUCUGCGAUACCGCGUCAAGGCCGCUCCGACUCAUGCUCAACCGCCAGAUGAUCAAAAUUCUCGAGGACAUGGGCACACGGGACCAGUGGUUCAUUGAUCUGCAGAACAAGGAGCUUCGUUUCCUGCGCGCGGUGACGGCGUCUGCUAACAACACGAGCACUUUCCUGCGCCAUCAACUGAUCGGCACGAACAUGGGCUUUCCACAAUUUAUUAGGGAACUGUACUACCUCGGCAUUGACUACCGACGCGAUGUGUUCCUGAGGACAGUCGUGGAGAAUGUUGUGCUGAGGGAACUUCGACUACUGAAGCAUAAGGCACGCAUCCCCGUGGAGCAGGGCGUCACACUGUUCGGUAUCAUGGAUGAGACGGGAUUCCUGAAGGAGGGCGAGAUCUAUAUCACGUCCGACAAGGCGAACCAGAUCGCAAAGCCACCUAGCAAAGGUUUUGCGCUGGUCACGCGAUCGCCAGCGCUGCAUCCUGGCGAUAUCCAGGUGGUGAACAUGGUCGAGCCCCCCAUUGACAGCCCGUUGCGCAGCCUCACCAACUGCGUCGUCUUCAGCCGCAAUGGACGUCGCGACCUCCCCAGCCAACUCAGCGGCGGCGAUCUAGACGGGGACUUGUACAGCGUCAUCUGGGAUCCCGCGGCCUUUGUGUCGAAGCAGUUUGAGCCGGCCGACUACCCUCGCGUGAGCCCGACCGAGGUAGAUCGCAAAGUGACGCGGGAUGACAUUGCCGACUUUUUCAUCAACUUUAUGAAGACGGACAUUUUGGGCAUGAUUGCCACGCGCCAUCAGAUCCUGGCGGACACCAAGGACGAGGGCACCGUGGACGCUGACUGCCUCAAGUUGGCCGGACUUCAUUCUACAGCGGUGGAUUCGUCCAAGACGGGGAUACCGGUUGACGUGAAGCAUUUGCCCAAGCCUCCCAGGACGAGGCCCGACUUCCUGGCCCCAGCGCCGCCUUUGAAGCUGUACGACCUCGGGCAGGUCGCGCACAUUGCGGACGAUGAAGGCAUCGAUAUCGAUGGGGGGUACAGACCGCUGUACCACAGAUCGAAGAAGCUCCUGGGUCGGCUUUACCGCAAUGUUGACGAGAACAAGAUAUGGAGUCACGAUAUACGUCGCGAGGUUGACAAGGAGGGUCCCUCGGUCUGGCAAUUGCUCUGGGAUUAUGUCGAGCGCGAAAUACUGGCAGAGAACUCGCAUCGUCUCUCCUGGAGGCAAAGAAUCAACCGUGCGUGGGACAUUCGAGACAUGUAUGAAAACUCAAUCACCGAGAAGAUGUGGGAUUUCUCAGAGAACCCUCGAUCGCCCAUCACCGAAGUCGAGGUCUUCUGCGGGUUUAUACUCAACAAGCGAGGUUCCCAGACGCGCCGGCAGCGGGACUCGAGUAUCAAGUUGAAGGAGGCGAUUGACCAGACCAUGACCUGGAUCGUCAAUAUGAUCCGCCUUUCGGGCCCGCCACAGACCAAGGAGACUGGCGAGGACGAUGAAGCGCACCAGCAGCAACACAAGGAGGAGCAUCAGGACGAUGUGGUGGAGCUUUGCCUUGCGUGCCUGUAUGUGGGCUGCAUGAUGAGGGUCCCGGGAGACCGCGGCCAGCAGCUGCAGAGUUUCAAGGUUGUUGCGGCGUGCUGUCUCAUCAGGGAGAUGAAGACAUGGCCGAAGAGACGGAGAGAGUACACGUAUGAUACAGGUCCUGGGAGGGCGUUUAGUGGUACGGCUUCCUACCCGGACCACUUUCAGACGACGCUCCCACUUCGAUGA
Messenger RNA from Emericellopsis cladophorae, 3762 nucleotides. RefSeq names its product RNA-dependent RNA polymerase. Gene Ontology annotation, cellular component: nuclear RNA-directed RNA polymerase complex. Gene Ontology annotation, molecular function: RNA-directed RNA polymerase activity; nucleic acid binding. Gene Ontology annotation, biological process: siRNA processing. NCBI's taxonomy places the organism in Eukaryota, Fungi, Ascomycota, Sordariomycetes, Hypocreales, Bionectriaceae. The record is from RefSeq and is a predicted model, not a curated record. The coding region runs from base 1 to 3762 and encodes 1253 amino acids. The transcript has 2 exons.